Molecule: messenger RNA, 597 nt
Organism: Caenorhabditis remanei
Lineage: Eukaryota; Metazoa; Nematoda; Chromadorea; Rhabditida; Rhabditidae
Exons: 2
Coding region: 1-597 (198 amino acids)
Source: RefSeq, a predicted model, not a curated record
AUGGAAUUAUACACAACCAGACCUGUAGUGGAUGACGGAUUCUGUGCAAGUCCCAACGACAAAUUCAACAAGAUGCAAUGCGAAUAUUUUAUUGGUGAAUUUAACUCAAAAACUUUGAAAAUACCAUUGUUUUCAAUAACCAAUCGAUCGAGUGCUGAGGUUGAAGAAGUUUUGAAAUUGAACGAACAGUGCCAGAAUUGUUUAGACAACUCUUGCUUGGUGCGAAGAGUUGAAGAGAAGAAUAACAAUAAAAUAUUCACUGACACUUUUCAAGCCUCACCUACAACCCUUACCAAAAUUUUCAAGCUACGACCGAGAUUGCUAGAGUACAGUUGUCUGACGAAAAUCACUAUUUAUGAUUUCUUCAGUGAAGUGUCGUUCUGUUCAAAUCUUGGAGACAAGGAGGAUUGUAUUAUGCCAACUAUCACAAUGUUAUGUCAGGAAGAGAUAUUGGCGGAUUUCGAAAAUUUGGAAGUUUCUGUGGGACCACGGAAGGAGGUGUAUAACACUCCGGAAUUUGAGUUUGCAAUGUUUCGGGAUAAUAAGAAGAAACGAAGAUUUGUUUUUACUAUGAAAGAUGAUAGGUUGCUCGUAUGA